CCACCUCUCGCCAUGCCAUCGUCAUCGUCAUCCUCGGUCGCCGCUGCCCCUUCUGGCAGCAAUGGCACCCGCCGCGACGGUGGGAGCGGGAGCGUCACGGGCUGCCUCCCGGCUGACCAGGCAUGCUUCGCGCUUUCGUCGUCGGCCAGCUCGCCAGGCUACCUGCACGCCUCGGCCACAACGACGCGUCGCGAUGCUUCUGCCACCGUGGCGCGCGCGUGCUGCACCACCGCGUCGUACGUCGUCGUCCUCGGGAUCAGCUUCGGCUCCCUCCUCGCCAUCCUGCUCAUCCUCUGCAUCAUCCGGUGGUACCUCGUGUGGAGGUCGGCGCGACCACGGCGGGACGACGGCGCCGCGGAUGAGGCGGUUGGGUCAGCCAAGAAGCGGUCGGCUGGGCUGGAUGACGACGCCAUCGCGGCGCUGCCGGUGUUCGCGUACAAGCAAAGGGAGGAGGGCGGCGGCGGCGCGGUGGGGGCAGCAGAGGAGGAGGAAGAGGAACGGGAGUGCGCGGUGUGCCUCGCCGUGAUGGCCGACGGGGAGGCGGCGCGGCGGCUGCCCAGAUGCAUGCAUGUCUUCCACCGGGGCUGCGUCGAUGUGUGGCUCAGGGAGCACUCGACGUGCCCCGUCUGCCGCGCCGAGGUGGUUGUUAGGCCGGCCGGUGCGGCGCGCGUUGAGAAGUUGCCGGAGAGCAGCGCGUCGCGGGCAUUGACAUCGCCGGUGCCGGCACCGGCGCCGAGGCCGACGGGGACAGUGGUGGACGACGGCAGGGAGAGGGACCUCGAGGCGCAGCAGUAGAUUAUUCUGUAGUAGUAUAUGACAUGAGUGUAGAUUUAUUAGAAAUUAAUUAUUGUUGUGUUUUUUUCAUGAAUUGCUUACUCUCUCUUUUUUAUUAUUGUUUUUCUUCAAUUAUUUAUGGGGGUAAGUUGUAGCUUUAGGGAUGUGAGAAAUAUGAGUCUAGAUCAAGACGCUUACGCAACUAUUUAUAGGGUUGUACUAUGUGACAAUAAAUAGAACGCAAAUAAUGUCUGACAAUAUCGCGGUAUUUUAAUGGUGAAAUUUUUGAACUUUCAAUCGCUUAAAGAUUUGUGUUGUGGUGGGACAUCCUAUUUCAUAGGCAACUGCAUGUCUUCAAUGGUGGCAACAUGCUUGGUCUUUCCUCUAGAUAAUUUUUUCGUCUUCUCUCCGUGAUUGUGAAUCUUAUAUAUAGUGCUUUCCUGACUAUCUUUCCUCGGUGGUUUCUCUCAUAAGGAUGUGAUUGUGUUAUGCGCUUUGUGUCCAUGGCGUUGUUGCAUGAGUGGAGAAAUGACAUUCUUUGGAAUAACGACCCUCCAGCUCUCUCUUUCUUUCUGCUUCACGGGUGGUCCAUCCGACAGUGGUGAAGGGCUUGUGAGGGUUGUGUGCAUGUCGAUGGAUGGCGGUGCAGAAGUAGAUCUAGUUUAGGAUUGGGGCAUGGCCUUGCUGAUGUUUUUUCAGCGGUUUUAUGGAUUCCAUCAUUGGAGCGGACGGCUAUUGCGGUCUUUAAAACAACUGUGCAAUUAGGACUAUCUAGAUUUUGCUUGGUUUUCUUGUUUGUCCUCACUUCCACUAAUGAUUGGAUGAAUGGGGAUAUGAAACAACAUAAAGUGAUCAUAGUUACGACUGAAUGCGGUGGAGGGGAAAGCUUUAUCAAAUUUAAUUAUAAUUUUUAUGGUUUUUUCUAUACUGAUUCUUGUUUUUCAUAAUAUAAA
Molecule: messenger RNA, 1727 nt
Organism: Oryza sativa Japonica Group (Japanese rice)
Lineage: Eukaryota; Viridiplantae; Streptophyta; Magnoliopsida; Poales; Poaceae
Product: E3 ubiquitin-protein ligase EL5-like
Source: RefSeq, a predicted model, not a curated record